GAUUAAUAUAUAAAAAUUAUGCAUUUGCUUUGUCGACUGUCAUUGAAUUCUGGGUACAGCGUUGAAUUUUGCUUUGGUGUGCGGGGAGAAAAACACUAUAAAUAAGGGAGAGAGAUAGAAAGAGAGAAAGGAUAGGCUAGCUGUAGAGGUGGUGGCAAUGGAGGGCCGGAACGACGAUGUUGCCAAUUCAGGUCCCCGGAAAGUCCACUCUGAUGAUCACUUGGCCGUUGAAAUCCCCGAAACUGCCCAUCAAAUCAGCCGUGAUUCAUGGUUUCAAGUGGGCUUUGUUCUGACAACUGGUAUCAACAGCGCGUAUGUGUUGGGAUAUUCUGGUACUGUGAUGGUUCCUCUUGGUUGGAUAGGAGGUGUGAUUGGUUUAGUUUUAGCCACAGUUCUUUCACUGUAUGCAAAUUCUCUUGUUGCUAAGCUCCACGAAUUGGGAGGGAAGAGGCAUAUCAGAUACAGAGACCUUGCAGGCUUCAUUUAUGGUCGGAAAGCUUAUAAACUUACAUGGGCAUUCCAAUAUGUGAACCUCUUUAUGAUUAACACUGGAUUUAUCAUUUUGGCUGGUCAGGCUCUGAAGGCUGUCUAUGUUCUUUUUAGGGAUGACCAUGACAUGAAGCUCCCAUACUUUAUUGCAAUAGCAGGUUUUGCAUGUGGCCUUUUUGCCAUUGCGAUACCCCAUUUGUCAGCUUUAAGGAUUUGGCUUGGAUUUUCAACCUUCUUCAGUAUUGUAUAUAUCGUUAUAGCUUUUGCCCUGUCUCUUAAAGAUGGAAUUGAAGCUCCAGCCAGGGAUUACGGUAUUCCAGGAACGAACAUAGGCAAGAUCUUUACGACUAUAGGUGCAGCUGCAAAUACUGUUUUUGCUUUCAAUACAGGAAUGCUUCCAGAGAUACAGGCUACAGUGAGACAGCCUGUCGUUAAGAACAUGAUGAAAGGUCUUUACUUUCAGUUCACCAUAGGAGUUUUGCCUUUGUAUGCUGUUGCUUUUAUGGGUUAUUGGGCUUAUGGAUCCAACACAUCGACCUAUUUGCUCAACAGUGUCAAUGGUCCAGUUUGGGUGAAGACACUGGCUAAUGUAACUGCCUUCUUGCAAACCGUCAUCGCUUUGCAUAUAUUUGCAAGUCCAAUGUACGAGUAUAUGGACACAAAGUAUGGCAUCAAAGGAAGUGCACUGGCUGUGAAAAACUUGUCUUUCAGAAUUAUGGUGAGAGGCGGUUAUCUGACAAUAAACACAUUAGUGGCUGCAAUGUUGCCAUUCCUCGGAGACUUCAUGAGCCUCACGGGGGCUAUCAGCACCUUCCCGCUUACAUUCAUCCUCGCAAACCACAUGUACCUCGUCGCUAAGAAAAACAAGCUGACUUCUUUGCAGAAGCUCUGGCACUGGUUCAAUGUAUGUUUUUUCAGUUGCAUGUCUGCUGCAGCAGCAGUUGCUGCCGUGAGGCUUAUUGUAGUAGACUCCAGUAAUUUCAGUGUAUUUGCUGAUUUAUGACCCUUGAUGCCAAUUUGAUGAGAUAUUUAUUCUCAUUAUUGUAUGUUAAUUGGCAUUCAAGCUUUCUUUAGCUUUAUUGUUUAUUCACUAAAGGCUUUAGCAUUGAAUAACAUAGUUUUUUAGUUUAUUCUGACGG
Ilex paraguariensis (yerba mate) is the source of this 1628-nucleotide messenger RNA. NCBI's taxonomy places the organism in Eukaryota, Viridiplantae, Streptophyta, Magnoliopsida, Aquifoliales, Aquifoliaceae. The record is from the annotation of a GenBank genome assembly.